AAGUAAUGUGUUAAAUCAAAUCUUUAUCAAACGUAUUAUUAUUAUUUUUUCUGUUCUGUGUGUGUUUCUAUAUGGAAAGGAGUGACCAUGACGUUAAAGAUUCCGAUCCAAGAAACGGUGAAAUUGGUUGGCUCUUUAAGAUUGUGUGGCAGGGAUAAGAGUGAACCAGUGGUGGUUAGAAAGAGAGAGAUGGUGACAGACGAGAAGGUCUAUGUAGCAGUGACAGGGAAAGAUCUUGAGAGCAAGUCUAGUCUCGUUUGGGCAAUACAGAACACCGGAGCUAGAGAGUUCUGCAUCGUCUAUGUUCAUCAACCGACGCGCAUCUCAGCCUCGGGAGCGAUGUUCCAAGAACAGAAACUGAGAAAAGAGAAGGAGAAAGCACAUAACAACCUGGACAAGUACCUUAACAUAUGCAGGCAAAUGCACGUCAAUGCGGAGAAGAUAUAUAUAGAAAUGGAUUCAGUAGAGGAAGGUAUCCUCCAAUUGAUUUCUCAGUGUGGAGUUAAGAAACUUGUCAUGGGAGCAGCAGCUGAUAGACGCUAUACAAUGACAAUGAAAGAUCUACGCUCCAAGAAAGCUAUUUGCAUCAGCAGAGAAGCGCCAGAUACUUGUCAUAUAUGGUUUACCUGCAAUGGAUACCUAAUAUGUACAAGAGAAGCUACAAGAAGAUACAAAGGUACAUCGUCAAGUUCUUUGACACAAACCGAAGCAACCAAAGGAACUGAAAGUGUUGCAAGUUCGAGUAUGGUGGCUAAAGAUGAUGUUCAGAUCCAAGUAGCUCUCAUAGAAGCUGCCACUUCAAAUAGGGAAACACGCUUAGAGGUGUCUAAGCGUAAAGAAGCUGAAAAAACUGCAUCUGAUGCAAUCAAAAGGGCUAAAGAAUCGGAGAAUGUGUAUCUCAUUGAGUUGAAGCGUAGGAAAGAAACAGAGAAAGCACUGAAGGAAACGAAAGAAGAGCUUGAGAAGAUGAGAUCAGAAGCCGAGACACGAACUGCCGAGUCUAAUAGGGUUAUUAGAAACCUCCAAGGAAAGUAUAGCUUAUCAAUGAAAGUGUUGAGGAGACUUAGAGAUGAACAAGAAGAGUUGAAGAGAGAGCUUAGCGAAGUAUUAAAGCUGAAGAGUAAGUGCAAGGAAGAGGAAGCGUCUCCCUCUAACUCUAAGGACCGUGAACCGCCUCAGUACUUCAUAUGUCCCAUUACGCAGGAUGUGAUGGAGGAUCCAUAUGUAGCAGCAGAUGGUUUUACAUAUGAAGGAGAGGCCAUACGUGGUUGGUUUAAUAGAGGACACGAGACUUCUCCGAUGACAAACAAAAGGCUUCCUCACACAAGCUUGGUUCCAAAUCUUGCUCUUCGAUCUGCAAUCCAAGAAUGGCUUCAAGCUUCAAGCUCCUGAAUCCUCUCUGUUCUGUACUUUUUGUAUUUUUUUUUUGGUAUGGUAUUGACUUUUGACGUUUUGUAAUAUUUGUGUCCUAUUCCUAUCACUGGCCGGUUGUUGUUGGUACUUGGUAUGAGUCAGUCAGUCUUCUGUAAUAUUCUUUUUUUCAUUAUGAUAUUGUAUUGUGAAAUCAUG
Molecule: messenger RNA, 1569 nt
Organism: Raphanus sativus (radish)
Lineage: Eukaryota; Viridiplantae; Streptophyta; Magnoliopsida; Brassicales; Brassicaceae
Product: U-box domain-containing protein 36
Exons: 7
Coding region: 88-1392 (434 amino acids)
Biological process (GO): protein ubiquitination
Molecular function (GO): ubiquitin-protein transferase activity
Source: RefSeq, a predicted model, not a curated record